AUGAAGAUCCUCGACAGUCCCUUGGCGGCUGCUCUGCAUUCAGCGGCAUCGCCCGAAUUCUCCCCUCUUGCAUUAGCAGAAGACUUUACACCACUACCGGCGUACAAGGCGGCACAGACAUCCAACUUUGACAUAUCGGGUCUGCUUGCGACGCCGCUGAAGCUUCACGAAGACCUCACUUCCGGCUGUGGCGGUCAGACAUGGCCUGCUGGCAUGGUGCUCGCCAAGCACAUGCUUCGAUACCACAGGGAGGAAAUGGCCAACGCGAGAAUACUGGAGCUCGGUGCUGGUGGAGGUCUCGUUGGCCUGGCUGUCGCCAAUGGGGCCGUGGCCGAUGGCCACCAAGGCAUGCAUGAGUCGCCGUUGCUCCUCACCGACCAAGACGAAAUGUUCGCUUUGAUGCAGCACAAUAUUGCUUUGAACGACCUUGGAUCCAAUGUCAAGCCUUUGAUCUUGAACUGGGGCGAGUCGCUGCCAAAAGACGUGAUUGACUCAAAGCCUACUGUCAUUUUAGCUGCCGACUGUGUGUACUUUGAGCCGGCGUUCCCACUACUGUUGGAAACACUGUCAGACCUGCUGGCGCUGAACGAAGACGCCACAAUUUACUUCUGCUUCAGGAAAAGGCGACGCGCUGACAUGAAUUUCAUGAAAAAGGCGAAAAAGAGGUUCCUUGUUGAGGCAGCCUUCGACGAAGAUCAAGCUGUCUUCAGUCGGGAAAACAUAUUCUUGUACACCUUCAGAAACAAAAAGGCGUCAACCGACGGCAGCACUUCGAGGACCCCGGUGGUGCAGUGA
This is a messenger RNA of Verticillium nonalfalfae, 795 nucleotides long. RefSeq lists its product as uncharacterized. The record is from RefSeq and is a predicted model, not a curated record. Lineage: Eukaryota; Fungi; Ascomycota; Sordariomycetes; Glomerellales; Plectosphaerellaceae. The transcript has 3 exons. The coding region runs from base 1 to 795 and encodes 264 amino acids.